AGGCGGCGGCGCGGGGUGGCCUGGUGGGGUUGUGCCCGGAGUCCCGGAGGCGCACCGCGCACCUGAUUCUCAACUUAACGAGGCGCACCUGGGUCGGCGCAGAGGCGAAAACCCCGCCUUUGGCCGGAGGAGGCGCACCGGAACUCGCCGAGAGAAUCAAUCGGCCUCGGCGGCGGAAGAGACACCACGCGCCGUGCGGGCGCAAGAGGGGGCCUUUUCCCCUUCCGGCGAGGUUCGUCGGAGAUACCUAGGUUUGGGGCGAGUCGGGAACAGCAAGAAUUUCAGACUAAUAAUUUGGGUGACUCAGAAUGGACCUAAUACUUCCAUUUAAAGUUGGAGGUGUUGUAGAGUUAAGAUCCUUCGAUGCUGGUUACAGGGGUGCAUGGUUCCGUUGCAAGAUCAGCGAUAUGUGUAUCAGGUAUGGUCACAUGGAGUAUCAGGUUGAGUAUAUGGACUAUCCAGAGGAAAAAAGGAGCUGGAGUAGACUCUACAAAGUUCCCCCAAAAUACCGUCGGAAAGCAGGUCGGAAAGCAGGACAGAAUAGGGAGCUCAUGCUACGACCUCCUUUUCCUCCAUGGUGUCGGGAUAAUGAUAUUCCUGAGCAUGGCCAGAAGAUGGAUGUUCUAGCAGUUGUAAGCAGCCCUUGGAAAGUUGGUGACUUGAUUGACUGGCAGCACACCAGUUGUUUCUGGACCGGGAAAAUUACCGAGUUACUGGGCGAUAACAAAGCUAUGAUAGCUUGUCCUGAAAUACCGCUAGGUGAAGGUGGAUGCUAUGAAGUCUAUCUUGAUGACCUGAGGCCAGCGCUUGAUUGGUCCCUCGAAAAAGGGUGGAGCGCUCCUCUUUCAAAGGAAAAUGGUGAAUGCUGGUAUACUGCCCGUUUGGUCACAGAGAACCCAGAUACAGGAAGUAGCAGCUCAGAUGAGGACAUUGAGCAAUCUGAUGACGGUAUCAAGGAAGUACAAAAGUGCUGGAAUGGAUCAUUUGACACAGCGAAGCAGGAACAACACAAUUGCUUGAAUGGAUCAUGUGUUACCGCGGAGAAAGUGAAGGACCCGGAUGUAAAACAUCCAGCUAGUAGAAAUGGCAGGCACUGCAUGAAGAGUCAACCACAUAGCGAGGAGGAACCACAAAAAUGCACGAACGAAGAGCCUGAUACGUCUCUAGUGGCCAUCCGCCCAAAAGCGCAACUUACGCCUGAUGAAAGUGAUGAAUGCUGCACGAACAUCCAGGCUGAGUAUCCAACAUCCCCACUGGCCAAUUCAGGACAUUCUUGUGAGUUCCUUACCAAUGGCCAAUCAGGUAUCACCAGUUUGAAAAAACUCAAGACCUCAACCGGGUGUGCAUCAGUUCAGCAGCCUCCUGGCACUGCUGGUGAGGCGUUGAUGGAUCUGGAGAAAGUAGCAAGUAAAAUCAGAAGGGCCCAGGAUCUCCUGCAAUCUAUCGACGAUACUCCAUCAAGCAGAGCGCCUUCUUGGCGAUUGUAUCGGUAAAGCAUAACUGAAGUUAUGUGGCUUCUGACUAUAACCUGAUGUAGUUAGUGCUCGACCCUGGUUAUGCUAGUUAGUUGGAAUCUCUGGAAGAAGUGAGAUGCAGCAAUGGAAGGCGCAGCAGCAGCGGGGUCUGAUAGCUUUUGCGACGAGUAAAGAGUUAGCUUCUCCCAGGCAAAUAAAUGGGUGGCCGGGUCUAGAUCUGUAUCGGUCUUUUUUCAAUCUUCCUCAGCUCAUGGCCAUGGCUGUGGGGUGGAAGGCUGGAUUGAGAUUUGGUGUGGAUCCUAUGCCGGCACCCCUUUGCCGUGUCCAUGGGGAGGCGUUGCGAGAGAUGAAAGAUGGUUUGGCCUUGUACACGAUGAAUAGAAAAACCAUUCAGCUUGCAAGAGAUGAAAGAUGGGUUGGCCUUGUACACGAUGAAUAGAAAAAACAUUCAGCUCGCAGAGAGUAAUUUGCAUCCACUUUUGACUA
Lolium perenne is the source of this 1961-nucleotide messenger RNA. RefSeq lists its product as uncharacterized. Lineage: Eukaryota; Viridiplantae; Streptophyta; Magnoliopsida; Poales; Poaceae. The record is from RefSeq and is a predicted model, not a curated record.